Molecule: messenger RNA, 2523 nt
Organism: Bipolaris sorokiniana ND90Pr
Lineage: Eukaryota; Fungi; Ascomycota; Dothideomycetes; Pleosporales; Pleosporaceae
Exons: 2
Coding region: 1-2523 (840 amino acids)
Biological process (GO): protein dephosphorylation
Molecular function (GO): protein serine/threonine phosphatase activity
Source: RefSeq, a predicted model, not a curated record
AUGGCUACGCUUUCCGUGCCGUCCCCUGACAUUUCCCCGGCCUCAUUGGGCAACAGCGUUCACAGACCACUCUCCACACAUGGCCUGCCAAAGCCGCCGCGGACCAUGUCACCGGAACGACCACACCGUUUUUCAGCAAAGAGUUACCCUCCUCCCACCCUCGCUCACACUCCUAUGACACCAGACAUGUCAGGACCAAUGUCUCCACCACCAAUGUCGGCCAAGUCCUUUGGCACCUUUAUCGAUUCAGAGCCAUCGACCCCAGCCUAUUCACCGAGGAUCGGCACUGAAUGGAACAACUCUUCAGUGCUUCUCGUUCGGCCCACGUCUUCGUCUUCCGAGCCUGCCAGUCCUGGAGAGCCGGUAUGGCGCAUGCUAAAACCAUUGCCAGUCAAGGCACCACCCAAACCGAAGCACAAGCCCACAUCCGUUGUGUCUCAUUCAAAGGCACCAGCCGUCGACACCAAGGAGAUUUCCUCAAACACGCCCCCGUACUCACAUCCCACCAAAGAGGCGGGGCACAUCAGCCGGCCGACCGAGUUCAAAUUAGCAGAUCUAUCUCAGCAAAACUACCCUCCAAAGUGCGAAGACAUCGAACUAAGUGCAGACGAGAGGCCAGAUGAACAAAACGGCGGCACCCCCACCUCAGCGGCCUUUGGCAGGCUAGCUUCGAAGAUGAAGUUGAUGCUCCGACGAAAGAACACUGAUACGAAGAAGAAAGAGAAGAAGCAAAGGCACUACGAAGAGGUGGACCGCAUUGAAGAUAAGCACUGGACGGAGAUCACACUGCAAAAUGUCCAGACAAAUCGCCAGCAAAUACUACAUCCAUCCAACACCCUCCUGCAAUCACGUUUCCCCACAAAGACCGUCAUCGCUCUUGUUCUCGUCGGCGGCCUGGCAUACUACCUUGUCGACAUAGUUGAUCCCUCUUGGACAGAUGAUGUAUACGCGGCAUUUUCCUCGGGCGACGACUCGAGUUCACUGACAACACCGCUGCAUUUCUACCGCAACCGCACAGAGGUUCAACACACACUCGACUACCACAUCCCGGAUGCCAGCGCGCCGCUCAAAGACCCCACCGUAGCAAAGUUCCUGUCUGAUCAAUUUGAAAAACUAUGUUUCGGAUGGAUGAUGACCGAAGACGAUGCGCGCAAGGGCGUCGAAGGCAUGGAGGACAUCCAGAUGCCUAUCACGCACGGCUGCAGGUUCCGAAGCAACGAGCCGUGUGAGGAUUUCUUCGCGCUGGGAACGAGUCCUGGACCGGGAGAGAAGCCGUGGAAUUACUGGACUGUACUCGAUGGACACGCAGGACGCCACACAGCUUUCUAUCUACAGUGGUCUUUGAUCCCCAUGGUGUCGUCUGCCCUCUGUGCCCUGCCACGUACAGCAUCAAGCCCAGAAAUUGAAAACACAAUCAAAAACGCCUUUCUCUCUACUGACAGAACAAUCAUGGACCGCGCCAAAACAGCAGCAAACUGGUAUCCCGCCGCAAACGCAGCCGCCAUCGCCGCCCUCACCCCCGCCUUCUCAGGCUCCUGCGCUUUGCUAGCCGCCUUCGACGCAUCCACCUGCACCCUCCGCGUAGCCUGCACAGGCGACUCGCGCGCCGUCCUCGGCCGCUGGGACCCCUCCACCUCCUCGUAUACUGCCAUUCCCCUCUCCGUGGACCAAACCGGCUUCAACGCCGCAGAAGUAGAACGACUAACCCGCGAGCACCCGGACGAACCCUCCAUCAUCGACCCGAAAACCGGACGGCUCAUGGGCAUAGCAGUGACGCGUGCUUUCGGCGACCACCGCUGGAAAUGGGACAACGACCUCGUCAAAGCAUGCCAACACAAGUUCUGGGGCACGGCUCCGCGGCCUGGCUCGAAGACGCCACCAUAUAUGACUGCUGAACCGGAAAUUACCGAAACGCAAAUUGUACGAUGCGAGCCAGACGACUACAAAUAUCCUUCUACGGAUGCUACAAAGGGAAAAUCCGACUUCCUCAUCCUCGCCUCCGACGGCCUCUGGGACAGAAUCUCUUCGGACCACGCAGUCGAAUGCGUACAGCGCUACCUCGAGGCCCGCGCCCGCGGCAAAGGCUCAGUUCUCUCUGACCCGCACUUGAAAGUCAACCCGCCAAACUUCUCCUCUGUGUCUGCGCUCUCCGCUCAAAACCCUUUUUCGCCUUUCCUGCCUACCGGAGCAGCACAACAGUCCGGAGGCGGAACGCUAGAGCCUGGCGUGAUGUGCGACCCCGAGCAAGGACAGGAUGUAGAGUGGAAAGCUACGCCUGAGUAUUUUGCGAUUGAGGAUGAGAAUGCGGCGGUUUGUCUGGCGCGGAAUGCCAUGGGUGGGACGAGGCGAGCGUUGUUUCUGGGGAUACUGGCGGGGCCGGAGCCGUUGAGUCGGAAUGCGGUGGAUGAUACGACGAUCAUGGUUGUGUUUUUUGAUCGGUUGGGGGAGGGGGACAAGGGGGCUGCUGGGAAGGGUGCGGGUGAGGUGGGGGAGAAGAAGAAGAGGUGGUGGUGGCCUUUGUAA